This is a messenger RNA of Anopheles marshallii, 521 nucleotides long. RefSeq names its product mediator of RNA polymerase II transcription subunit 21 (gene MED21). Lineage: Eukaryota; Metazoa; Arthropoda; Insecta; Diptera; Culicidae. Gene Ontology annotation, cellular component: mediator complex. Gene Ontology annotation, biological process: regulation of transcription by RNA polymerase II. The coding region runs from base 102 to 521 and encodes 139 amino acids. Gene Ontology annotation, molecular function: transcription coregulator activity. The record is from RefSeq and is a predicted model, not a curated record. The transcript is spliced from 2 exons.
UUAGCGUUAGUUUGUGUGCCUUCUUUGGUUUUUUUUCUUUUCCCCCUUUUCUUUUCUGCAAAAUUGUCGGAAAGCUGGAUUAUUCAAUAGUCUUCGAAGCGAUGGCUGACCGACUAACUCAGCUACAGGACACGGUGAAUCAACAAGCGGAACACUUUUGUAAUAGCAUCGGUAUCCUACAGCAGUGCUCGAUUCCGAGCAAGUUUGCCGGUUUUGAGCGUACCGGGUCCCAAACGCCUCAGCAACAAGUGCAGCAGCAACAGGAAGACUACCCGCAGCUAUUCUCCACUCUGAUCUCCCGAUGCGCCAAAGACAUCGACACCCUUAUCGAAUCUCUGCCCAGCGAGGAAAGUUCGAUCGAGCUGCAGGUCCAAUCGCUCCAACGACUCGAAGCCGAAAACAAAGAAUCGGCCGAAAAGCUGGAAGAAAUCGUACGGAAGGGCGAGCUGUUGCUGGAGAAAAUUCAAGCCGCGCUCAGUGAUAUAGCGCAGUCCCAACUGGACAUGCAGUAUUCGUCAUGA